Messenger RNA from Varanus komodoensis (Komodo dragon), 1639 nucleotides. RefSeq names its product protein phosphatase 1 regulatory subunit 12B-like. Lineage: Eukaryota; Metazoa; Chordata; Lepidosauria; Squamata; Varanidae. The coding region runs from base 103 to 1578 and encodes 491 amino acids. Gene Ontology annotation, cellular component: A band; cytoplasm; Z disc. The transcript has 11 exons. The record is from RefSeq and is a predicted model, not a curated record. Gene Ontology annotation, molecular function: phosphatase regulator activity; enzyme inhibitor activity; protein binding.
CUGCCGCUCCGCUCUCCUCCGGGCUGAGGCGGUCGGUGGGGCUCCUGGUACUGGGGUGACGAGCGGGGGCUGUCGUGGUCGUCCAGUGCCGCCACCGCCACCAUGUCGGAGCCGGGGCACUUGGGGGUGAAGCGUGCCGAGUCGGCAAAGCUGCGGCGCGCGGAGCAGCUGAAGCGCUGGAAGGGCUCCUUGACCGAGCUGGAGCCGGUGACUCCUGCCCGGAGCCGGCACCGCGGCGGGCCCCGCGUUCGCUUCGAAGACGGCGCCGUCUUCCUGGCCGCCUGCUCCAGCGGGGACACCGACGAGGUGAAGCGCUUGCUGGCCCGCGGAGCCCGGCUCAACACGGCUAACGUGGAUGGGCUGACGGCGCUGCAUCAGGCCUGUAUAGAUGAGAACCUGGACAUGGUAAAGUUUCUGGUAGAAUAUGGAGCCAAUGUAAAUCAGCAAGAUAACGAGGGCUGGACCCCACUUCAUGCGGUUGCAUCUUGUGGCUAUCUGAACAUAGCAGAGUACUUGAUAAGUCAUGGGGCCAAUGUAGCUGCUGUGAACAGUGAAGGUGAAGUCCCAUCUGACCUUGCAGAGGAAGCAGCCAUGAAGGAUCUGCUCUUAGAACAAGUAAAGAAACAAGGAAUUGAUAUUGAUCAGUCAAGGAAAGCAGAAGAGCAACAAAUGCUGCAGGAUGCACGUCAGUGGCUAAACAGGAGGAAAAUAGAAGACAAAAAGCAGCCUCGAACUGGUGCUACUGCUCUCCAUGUAGCUGCAGCUAAAGGCUAUUCUGAGGUGAUGAGGCAAUUUCUGGGAGAUAGAUUUUUGGAUAGGAUGGGAAUGGAGAUUCAGAUGAACAAUCGUUUAGUGAGCAUGAGAAAGUGUGACAAACGAGGUCAGACGCCAUUUGAUGUUGCUGAUGAGGGUUUGGUUGAGCACUUAGAGAUGCUGCAGAAGAAACAGAAUAUGCUGCGUAGUGAAGAGACAAGAAACAAACUGAUUGAAGCCGAUAUGAAUGGGAAACUUCAGAGUGGACUCUUCAAAAACAAAGAGAAGAUUCUUUAUGAGACAGAUACGCUGAAAUCUCUACAAAGAGAAGAGGAAAACAAAGAGUCAAGUAGCUCCAGUUCGGAGGAAGAGGAAGAAGCUGAGGAAGAUGAAGCUUCAGAGUCAGAUACUGAAAAAGAGGCAGGGAGGGAAGAAGAAUCUACUGUUAAUUAUUCCAAUCAUGAACCUGGAAUUCUCAUUACAGAACAAGUGCCACCACCAGAGCAUAACUCAUUCACUAUGGCUCCUGCCAGGAAAUUUUCCCCAUUGCUCAACAAGUCUGAAGAGCAAAAGGAUGAAUCUCCCUCAUCAUGGAGGCUAAGUCUGCGGAAAACUAGCAGCCAGAACACCCUCAGUGAAGGCAGUGUCCCUCGUGACACACUAAGAGAAAAGUCUGACUCCAUUUAUCGCUCCUCUUCAACCCCUCGAAUUUCUGCACUAUUGGACAACAAAGAAAAGGACAAGGACAACAAAAUCUAUUUUGCUUCAGUAUCCCCUCGAAGGUUAAACAGUGCAGGUGACAUAGAAGAAAAGGAAAAUCGGUAAGGUCCCUUAAAUUGGGAGCCUAGCUUUUAUAGAGGUGACUAUAAACGAACAGAAUAUUUGG